AUGCCGGGCCUAUCAGAAAGACUACCAGGCAGCAGGCCCACAAGUCCUGUUGCCCCUCGUUCUCGUCCUCCUCCUCCUGCCAGGCCUAGCCCAGCACUGCCCAGCUGGGUUCGAGUCCUCCUGGACGACUCUAACACAAAGGCAAAAGAAUUACAACGCUUCUUGUACCGGGGCAUCAAGCCCCGGAUAAGGAGAAACAAGGAGAACGACCUCUACGGCUACCUCGAGACCUUUGAGAUCCACUGCACUUUCGACAACCGCACGACCACAGUGCACAGCCCCAUGGUGCUGGAGCAGAGCGCCUGGCUCAGGGACAGAGUGGCAGAGCGAGGCGACCCCGAGUUGCCGGUGUGCCCGCCUGAGCACAUCAGGUGGUGGCACGUCGGCUGGGUACUCGAGUAUAUGUAUUUUGGCAAGGUCCCCGGGUUUGUCAUGCUGGUGGAUGAACAGCUGCCCGCGAGGUAUCCGGACAGACUGCCGCGGUCGAUCACCGUGGGCCUGGUCGAGCUGUGGGAGGCGGCUGAGUUCUUUGGCCUUGAGGGGCUGAAGGAGCGGGCCGAGGAGGCGUUUAAGGUGUACAUGAGCAAGGGCAUCCAUCACGCCAUCUUGGUUCAACGCGGAGUACUGGGAGCUAGACCGCGUGUGGAUGCAACUGGUGCUGCGGCGGAGCGGCCUGCUGCGGAGGGAUUGGCCCGACCGGAGAUCCGGGUUGCGCAUGAGUUUGCUCAGGCUGCGUGGAAGAUCUUUCGUGGAACGGCAACAGAAACCCAUUACAUCAGAUACCUUGUUUCGGACAACGGGUGGCUCAUUUAUGCACCCCAGAUUGCAGAAGAUGCGGAAGCCCUUGACGCCUGGGAGAGCUCCAUGUUCGACAAGGACGGCUUUGCCGACGACGACGAGUUACCACCGGAUCGUUCCCUUUCGCCUCAGUGCCUCAACACCUUCAGCGUCCUGAUGACCAACCUGUGCAUGUGGUUUGCAAAUUCGGGCCUGUUCGAACUGGAGUGGUUUCAGGCGUUUCUGCCUGAGGUUGGACCACGGCCCUUGCUAUAUGCGUUGAAUAGGAUUAUGAGGGAGACAGUUGCCAGCUGGCCGCGUGAUGAGUACCCACACGCGCCAUUCUCCUUUGAACGGGAGGAUCCGUGGAGGUUAAUCGCGUCGAACACCAGGGCAGUGCCGCCUCGUCCGAGGACGAGAAACAUGCAACAAGACAGACUGGUUAUCGACCUGUCAUUCAGUUAG
Diaporthe amygdali is the source of this 1242-nucleotide messenger RNA. RefSeq lists its product as uncharacterized. The transcript has a single exon. The record is from RefSeq and is a predicted model, not a curated record. NCBI's taxonomy places the organism in Eukaryota, Fungi, Ascomycota, Sordariomycetes, Diaporthales, Diaporthaceae. Bases 1 to 1242 code for a protein of 413 amino acids.